Molecule: messenger RNA, 720 nt
Organism: Plasmopara halstedii
Lineage: Eukaryota; Oomycota; Peronosporomycetes; Peronosporales; Peronosporaceae
Product: histone h1
Exons: 1
Coding region: 1-720 (239 amino acids)
Biological process (GO): nucleosome assembly; negative regulation of DNA recombination; chromosome condensation
Cellular component (GO): nucleus; nucleosome
Molecular function (GO): nucleosomal DNA binding; double-stranded DNA binding; structural constituent of chromatin
Source: RefSeq, a predicted model, not a curated record
AUGGCUCCCACUGAAGACGCAAAGACUGCUGAGGUCACGCCCGCAUCGACUUCCGCCCCAUCUGAAGAAAGCACGGCCUCUCCCUCGACGCGCUCGCCUACGGCCCGCAAGGUCAAGACUGCUACGUCUUCUAAGAAAGACGAGCCAAUUACCAAGGAAGCACCUAAGUCUAAAAAAUCCAAGACCAAGAAGGCUCCUGCUGUCAAGAAUACGGGGGACAAUGGUCCUUCAUACUUUGAUCUUAUUGUUUCUGCUAUAAAGGAGCUGAAGGAGCGCAAUGGGUCUUCGCGUCAAGCAAUCGGCAAGGUUGUUGAGGCCAAGAAGGAUAACUAUGCCAGCCACCACUUGAAUAAGGCCCUUCGCACUGCUGUGGAAGCUGGCAAACUUAUUCAGAUUAAAGGCUCUUACAAACUGUCUCCUGAGUUGCGCAAGCCUGCAGCUUCAAGUAAAAAGAGCAUGAAGGUAUCUGACAGCACAGCUAAAACCAUAAAGAAGGUGGCAAAAGUGGUUAAAAAGUCGCUUUCUGCAAAGAAGGCUGCGGCCAAGAAGGUUGCUGUGAAGAAAACUUCAGCUAAGAAGACUCCUGUUAAGAAGGUGCCGGUGAAGAAAACAAGCACAAAGAAGGCCGCGCCGAAGAAGGUUGUGAUCAAAAAGUCCGCUCCUAAGAAAGUUACUGCCAAAUCUGCUAAGAAAUCGAAUAAGAAGACGGCGAAGAAGUAA